This is a messenger RNA of Carassius gibelio (silver crucian carp), 2165 nucleotides long. RefSeq names its product piercer of microtubule wall 1 (gene pierce1). Bases 1450 to 1977 code for a protein of 175 amino acids. Gene Ontology annotation, cellular component: axonemal microtubule. The record is from RefSeq and is a predicted model, not a curated record. The transcript is spliced from 5 exons. Gene Ontology annotation, biological process: axoneme assembly. Lineage: Eukaryota; Metazoa; Chordata; Actinopteri; Cypriniformes; Cyprinidae.
AAAUAAAAAGAACCUCUAACAGGACAAAGGCAUUUCAUUUCCCACAUGUCUGGACAAAGCUGUAUAGGCUACAAUGACCACAUCACUGCAGUCCAGUUCCUGGAGCUCAAACGUUCAUCAUCUAUGGACCUGGACCAGCACAUAUUUGGAAACAGAUCCAUAAUUUUCAGCAAUGGAUGGUCUUAACUUCUCAGAAUUAUUCAGGAACCUCGGAGGAUCACUAAUAGAGAAAAGUGAAGACUAAGAUGUAAUUUUAGUCUGCGAAAGGUUUGAAAUGACGUAAACUGCAUACAAUCCAAGGAGUGGAAAUUCUGGAUGACAACUCAAAAUGUUUGUAAAGUGUAUGCAGCAUGACAUUUCUCUAUGCAGCAUUUAAAACAGUCAAAAAAGCUAAACAUCAGUUCCAACUGAAAUCAAGAGGCCCUAAAUCUGGGUUUUACUAUUAUUUUCUGUGUAGAAGAAAACUACUUGAUGUAAUGCAAAUGUAAGAAAUGUGUUAUAGGUUCAUGUAGACGUGGCUGCAUGAUGUCUAAAUGAAUCUAAUAAUAAUUUAUUCUGUAAAUAAGCAAUAAUGAUUGAAUCGGAUGUUCUUUUGUUGCCUCUAUGGGUCUGUGGACAUCUGACAGACAUAUUAACUUCAGUGUGCAUUGGUAUCUAUUUGCUUUUGUAAUAAAACAAUUUACAAUAUAAUAUUGAAGUUACUUUUUUUUUUUUUAUAAUACAGUUACUAUGUUUUCCCAUUUACUCUGACAGCUCUCCUGAGACGGUCCCCAUACUGAGAGUUGAGUGCGCUGUGAAAACAGGAUGGUUACUGUAGUUAAAUGUGAACGUGCAUUUAUAUCUCACUUGCACAAAAACAAUAAAAACAUUUAAAUGCAAUCUCAGAAUAUGAUGCAAACCUGCAAUAAUUAAAUGUCAAAUAAUACAAAUAUCCUUUUUCUGUAUGUAUUUACUACCAUUUAAUUAACCAAUGUCUUUGCUGCUGACCUUUGAUGAUCCAAUUCAACCAUACUAAUAAGCAAAAAUUAUUUCGGGUUAGAAUUUUUUUUUUAUUUAUUUAUUAUUUAUUGCUUAAGAGUGCUGAACUUUCUUCCUUCAUCUUAUUCUUCAUAAAAGUGUAAAUCAUGAUUAAAUGUUUUUUUUUCAACUAAAUAAUUUUUUUACCAUUUGUACCAUUUGUCUACAUUUGAAUAAUUUUUUCUCUUUACUUUACACACACACACACACACACAAUCUCUAUUUUUUUUUUUUUUAAUUUUUAUUAAAUGGGGCGAACGUGUCUGGAGCGGUCGAAUGUGGCAUUUUGUAAAGCGUAGUUAUUAAUGCACAAUCAAUUCAUAUUAGGUGUUGCCAAGUAAUAUAGUGGAACUGCUGUUUGUCCCGAGUAAACCCAUUCAACAGCGCGAGGUAGUUUGAAACUAUUGAGAGCUCCAUGAACCACGUGACCGCAUGGCGGCGAGAUCAAAGCAUGGCUCAACACGUCACUUAGUUACAAUGUUGAUAGCAACCAAGCGUACGGAAUGGCCAAAUAUUCGAGGAUUCACUGAGGGUUUGAAUCCAAGGGAAAACAUGGACGAUCACUCCGCAGAUGAAGGAACAAGAAUGGAGCCUGAACCAUUGUCUAAUACAACUGAAAUAAAGACGAGCGAUGUGUAUAAAGUGGAUAAAAACUUGCCAGCUCGCUUUAAUAAUCCGGAGGGUUUCAGAGGAUACAGGCAAAAAAUGAGCAACCCUUUAUACCAAACAACAAAUCAAACAUAUGGAAGCAAAAAACCAACAGUUCAUGAAAUGCCGACGAGCUUCAGCGGAAGUCGUCGGAAGUUUUCUGAGCAUCUUCUGAGAAGUGGCAUGUACAAGGAUAACGGCUUCAACACGGCGGUGGACAAGAGCCGACUCACUGGACCCGAUGCAACCACUGCGUUUCACGACAGAAUCAAUUUCCAUUACUUAUACCACACAGAUGGGAAAUCUCAGUAGAUACAAUCUCCAUUUUGUAUCUACAGUAAUAAACAAGUCAAGCUAAAUUGUGAUACUGACGCUAGUAAUUUUUUGCUUGUCAUCACUUUCUGUUUUUGGGAUGUUUACAAGGAUAGUUACUUCCCUGCAUGUUGUUCCAAACCUACAGUAUAUGACUUUCUUCUGUGAAACAUAAAAGAUAUUUUGUU